Molecule: messenger RNA, 2060 nt
Organism: Neltuma alba
Lineage: Eukaryota; Viridiplantae; Streptophyta; Magnoliopsida; Fabales; Fabaceae
Product: zinc finger protein ZAT9-like
Exons: 1
Coding region: 109-1251 (380 amino acids)
Biological process (GO): regulation of DNA-templated transcription
Source: RefSeq, a predicted model, not a curated record
CACAUAACUCUCUUUCUCUUCUCCUCUCUCUCUUUCUCUCUCACAGAACAAAAUGCCAAUAAGCUCACAAGUCUGGACCUUUUUUCUCUGUGAUUUCUCUGGUUGAUCAUGGAGAAGCACAAGUGCAAGCUCUGCUUGAGAAACUUCUCUAAUGGCAGAGCUUUGGGAGGUCACAUGAGGUCUCAUAUGGUGAACCUUCCUGUUCCUCCAAAACUAGAGGAGCCACCACCACCACCAUUAGUUCAGCUCAGCUUCGAGGCCGAGUCUGCUCCGUCUUCUUCGUCAUCGUCAUCCUCAGAAGAAGAAGAAGAAGAGGAUGACAAAGCUCUCUGCUAUGGCCUCAGAGAGAAUCCUAAGAGAAGCUUUCGCCUUGUGGAUCCUGACUUUUCCUUUCCCGUACAAUCCGCCUCUGUAGUUCUUCAAGACAGAGAAAGCGAGACUGAAUCAUCCAAGAAUCCAACUCGAACGAGAUCCAAAAGGGCAUGUAAUAACCAGUUCCAUCAUCAUCAGAAGAAGAUGAAACCCAGUAAUGAUCAUCAUCAUAAUCAUCACCAUCCUCACAACAAGAAUAAUAAGACCGAGUCGUCCUGGGUCGAGCCUGAACCGGUGAGUUCGAUUUCUGAUGCGACCACCGAGGAAGAUGUCGCAUUUUGUCUUAUGAUGUUGUCCAGGGACAAAUGGAAGAGACAAGAGGAAAAGUACGAAGAAGAAGAAGACGAAGAGCAAGAAGAGGAAGACGAAGAAGAAGAAGAGGAAGACGACGAGGAAGACGACGAUGACGGAGAGAGAUCUGUGGAAGAUUCUGAUGAAUUCUACGAGGAGAUGAAAUCAUCAAAGACGCGAUCAGUUCGUGGAAAGUACAAAUGUGAGACGUGCAAUAAAGUGUUUCGAUCAUAUCAAGCAUUGGGAGGUCACAGAGCAAGUCACAAGAAAAUCAAACCGGUCAUAUGUGAACCAGAAAUUGAGCAGGGAAAUGUCCCCAUGGCGGCGGAGAAGAAAAUCCAUGAAUGUCCAGUUUGUUUCAGAGUGUUCGCUUCAGGCCAAGCUCUUGGAGGCCACAAGAGAACGCACGUGACAGGUUCUGCAAUUCGAAUUCCACCAACCAAGUUCGGAGAUAACAACAGUUUGAUAGAUCUUAACCUUCCUGCUCAAGUUGAUGAAGAUGAGAUCAGCCAAAUCGAAAAUUCUGCAGUUUCAGAUGCAGAAUUCCUCAAACACAGCUCACAAAUCAUUGGAGCACAAUUAGCUUGAUUGAUCGAUGAUGUUGAUGAAGAUGAUGAUCCCUAAAGGUAAACAAACAAACAAACAAACAAAAAUUUGAUUGCAAUUUUCAGUUUUUCACAUAUUUGUUCUGUCCUCAGAUUCUAACAGUAAUAAUCCAGUACUUCUGGGUUAUGUUUUGUUUCUGUAACAAAUGACUUAGAGCAUCCAUUAAUGGAGGACAAGGACAGGGACAGGGACAGAUGUUUAUUGUUCUGUAGUUCUGAUUCAAACUUCCACUCUAUUUAUUUAUUUUAUAUAAAAAAAUAUUUGGAGUUUCUGGGAUUUAUCUUUAUGCAGAAGAAUUUAUGAAGAAGCAUGCGCGUUUUAGUGGGCUCUGUUUCAGCUUCCAAGUAAAUAACCCCCCCCCCAGUAACCGUUGUUGUUCCCUUAAUGGUGAAUAUUAAAUAGGAAAGUCAUAGUCACAGGAAGUUCAUAAAUCUUCUGAUAAUAAUUAAUUCAAAAGCAACUUCCACUUCUGAGUACUGUCAUUGUACAGUACAUGAAGAGGAAUCUGUUUUCUGGUUUGGUUAUGAAUAAUUUAACCUUUUCCAGUAGUUUUUAGGCUCAAGGAAGAGGAAAUUCUCUGCCUCUUUCUCAGGCUGUUGCUGGUUUUUCCAAACAGAUCUGCAAAACCAGCAGAGAGAUUACUUAGUGCUGCUGCAGAGAAAUUUAGUGGCUGAAAUUGAAUUAAGUGAGAUUGAAUCUAGUGGUUUUCAUUAGUUUGGAUAUUUUAUUUUCCUGUUCUUUUCUGGGAAAUCUGUAAAAGUCAUAGUGAGGAAAAAGAAAAUUUAAUUGAA